AUGAUAUCAGAAACACAAUUCAGGAGAGAUUUGAAUGUGAAGUUUUCUCAGACUAGCCUAGUUCAUGAUCUCAGUGAGUAUGGGAUACAGUAAGGAUCUAGCUAACAAGAUUUCUUUAUGAAGCUAUACGAUUGUAUAAGGGCACAAAUAAGAUGAA
Molecule: messenger RNA, 157 nt
Organism: Paramecium octaurelia
Lineage: Eukaryota; Ciliophora; Oligohymenophorea; Peniculida; Parameciidae
Source: the annotation of a GenBank genome assembly